AUGACUCUUUGUACAUCACUAAUAACCCUCUUCUUUUUCAAAGCGUUUAAGUGUCUUUUUUCAUGUCGAUAUUGCAACCUAAAAGCAACAUACAAAUUAUUGCCUUCCAAUAAUAAUUUUAUACUUGUAAUUGUAGGACUUUACCCAGAAGGGAGCCCUUCCAGAAAUUCUCGAUGGCCAAGGGAGACCCAAGGCCAAGGAGGGGGUUUGGAAAUAGUUUUCAACCAGCAAUUGACGCGCCUCGGUUAUUACCUCAUUAGCUGCGUCAUUGCCCCAAGCGCAAAGAUAAUUCUUCUAAUCCCCCUUCACCUUCUUUUAUAUUACACAACCCCUCUUCCAUCCAUAUGCUCCAUCCGAUGUGGGACUACUAAACAAUGUCAACUGAAUGUCCUUUUCAAGGAUCUAACUGUAGUCGAAAGGUGUUGUUUCGGCUAAUGCAUUCAUAACCGAUGGUGGUGAUUUUCGAAAUUGUGGCUACGUAUUAUGGGUGGAAAAUUAGGGUUUAUGACGACUGGAGAUCGAUUCAAGAUGCUGUCUAUCUCACAAGGGUUUUGAAAGGGUAUCAAGAGUUCCCUGAUCUUUGUUAAAGCGUCUGGAUUUGAAGCUGGUGAAUUCAGUUAAGAAUUAGCAAAGCUUGCUAAAAAAGCUGAAGAGUGAAGAGGCCAACAACAUUCAACCAUUAUGAUGAAUGUACAUAACAUGCAUGCAUACAUACAUGAAAUGGCCCGAUGGUUUUCAUAAAACGACGUGUUUGAUUGUGGAUGGAAUUCUAGAAGAAAUUGAGAAAAUUUUGUUUUGUUUAGUAUAUGAAGGGAUUAGGUUAUUAAUAUACCAAACUUUGUUAGCGGAUGUUUUAUCAAGUCAUAAAGUUAUGCCAUGUAUUGUAUGUAUUUUGUUGGUUCAAUUUGUAACACAGAGUUAGAAAUAUUAUAUCCUCUAUACCAUUAUUUGUACGUCUUUUUUACUACAA
This is a messenger RNA of Lactuca sativa (garden lettuce), 970 nucleotides long. Its product is annotated as syntaxin KNOLLE-like protein. Lineage: Eukaryota; Viridiplantae; Streptophyta; Magnoliopsida; Asterales; Asteraceae. The record is from RefSeq and is a predicted model, not a curated record.